CAGGCAGAGCGGAAGGCUGCACUGUCACUGUAUGAGGAUUGCACUCUGUGCUGAAGACACACUCUCUCUCUGUCGGAUCUGUACUCACCACCGCAACUAUGUGUAAAGGUCUCGCGGCUUUGCCCGCAACCUGCUUGAAAAGUGCCAAGGACAUAAAACAUCGCAUUGGGUUCCUUCUUCAAAAACCGGACCCUCCACCUGACCAGAAAGCACUGAAGGAAAAGGCACCAGAGGUGAAACGUGUCGAAUCUGUUGAUGUUGAGAAAUGGAAGUCAUCCUUCAACAAUGUGAUCAAUAAUGAAGCGGGCCAGGCGGCUUUCACAGCCUUUCUGAAGUCUGAAUUCAGCGAGGAGAACAUUCAGUUCUGGAGCGCCUGUGAAGACUACAAGAAAACCUCCGCAGACAAAAGGCCUGUAAAAGCCUCACAGAUAUUUAAUCAAUAUGUGGAGAUGGACUCCCCAAAUGAGGUCAAUUUGGACUCAGCAACUCGAGAGGAGACCAGAAGAAACUUGUUGAGUGCUGAUGUCACCUGUUUUGAUGAGGCCCAGAGUAAAAUUAUACACCUGAUGGAGAAAGACUCAUACCGGCGCUUUCUGAAGUCAAAACUGUUCCUGGAACUGUCCCAGAGCCCUGUUGGCAGCACACGCUGUGGCCUGGACAGAGGUGUGAAGAGAAACCUGUCUAACAGUAGCCAUCUCCUGCCUUUCUGUGCUUAGUCCUCAGAACUAAUAGCUUGACUGAUUGGUUAUUUCCCGUCUUAGACAGCUACGCGCCCAGAACAUAGAGUAUUGAUGUUGUGUGCACAGUAUGUUACUGAUAGUGGAGGUCACAUUUCUUUCAUCGAAACUGAAAGUGAACUAAAAGGGGAGUAAAAUUAAUAGUGUACUGUGGAAUAGGGAUUAAAUCCUCGGUGAAGUGAGGAUUCAAACAAGUGACUUAGCUGCAAAAUGUCACCCAUCCUUAGUCUAAUCUGUAUCUGAAGGUUUAUAUGCUGAAUCCGACUUCUUUAUCAAUUACGAGUUAAUGAAUUCUGGUCUUUGUCCCCUGACAGGAUCCUUUAACAUGGCCAUGAGAGUUGUGCAAAUAGCUGUAGAUAACGUCUUAUCAAACUUCCACAAAACAUGAUUAAAAUAUAUUUUAAAGUCUUUAAGCCAUUGACUUUUAACUACCUCACUGAUUUAAAUUUUCUAAACAGAGAUUUGGAAGAGUCAGUUAAAACAUUUAGUUUCCAAUUUCCCUGCAUGCACAGAGGUAGCAACUAAAUAACUUGACAAAGUUGUGGUUUACAAGAGAAUUACCGUUACAUAUAUUCACUAACAUUAAAAAAAAAAUGCCUGUACUGAAUUUGUUAGUGAAUGUAUUAGACAGAAAAUUAUAUGGUAAAUUAGCCUACUGUGAAUCUUGAUUUUAUGAUGUCUUCGCAUUCUGAUAUCAAUUGUUGUAUUGAUGUCAGCUACCUAUGAUGCCAUGCCUUUGUAGCUAAGUUAUUGAGAAAAAGACAUAUCUGAGUGCUGAUAUAUAUGUGAAAAAAUUUGCAUUUCUGUGGACAUGCGUGCCAAAUCAUGUAAUGAAGUAAUGAUGCAAAAUUUAGUGAUUUCAGUUGUGUCACCUAGGCUAUAUAAAUUCAUUGAUGUUAUCAUAUUGAAAUUUGUUGAGGGCAAGUCUGAGAUCUCAAACACAUUUGAUUAAUGAAUGUUACAUCUUAAAUAAAAAAUAUCUCUGCCUCAAGUUAAUAAAUGAAUAGUAAAUUAUAUGUAUUGUGUUAUAUAUUAUGUGUGUUUAACCAAUAUGUGUUCACUUACAUUUCUUGUUGUAUUUUUAAAAAAAAUAAAAUUCCAUGUUGGUAUAGUUUGCAAUUUUGUACUGUACAUACAUUUACAAGAAAAAUCCUCCGGACAUUUUCUGAUCACACUGAAUUAAAUUCCAGGUGCGUCAA
This is a messenger RNA of Alosa sapidissima (American shad), 1936 nucleotides long. It is a transcript of the gene rgs4, whose product is annotated as regulator of G protein signaling 4. Bases 99 to 716 code for a protein of 205 amino acids. The record is from RefSeq and is a predicted model, not a curated record. The transcript is spliced from 5 exons. Lineage: Eukaryota; Metazoa; Chordata; Actinopteri; Clupeiformes; Clupeidae.